GUUCAUUGUUCACAAGGCAGCAUCAUCCUCGGAUUACAUCGCUAUACGGGGAUAUAUUAGCGUUAUCUCGAGGUUAAAGCGUCUUUCUUUCCAUCACUCCGACUAUGAAGCCGCAAUUCCUUUCCCUGCUGUAAUCCGAUGUCUGCAUUCCGCUCCUGGCUCCCUCCUUCAGGAGUCCAUCGCGCAACCCAUGAACUCCCACUGUAUCACUCUCCACCAACCUCUCCUCCUCCAGGACAGGCCGCGGAAUCGAUCCAUGCCUCCACGCUUCGACUCCAGCAUGCACGGGAAACUCCCACCGAGCUUCUGGCUCUCGAACGAAAGGCCACGGAGUUGCAGGAGAGGCUCCAGCAUUUAGUCGACGCGCAGUCCGAAGCUCUCCUGGCGGUAAAUGGCCCUCAAGGAGCUACCGAUCCCGAGCUAGAUCCCGAGCUGGGAGACUUCCCUGACUACCUCGACGAUGCCGACAACAGCAGCUUGACCGGAACAGCGUGGAGCACGCCUUCAUCUAGGUCUCCAGCAGGCCGCGGUCAUCGCCUGCCACCGCAUGUAUCAGGGAAGCCAAAAUCCCUCCACUCGACGAGACACAAUAUCUACAAAACCAUGCUACGGCUCUCACGCCUGAAGUCUCGCGAGCAUGAGCUCCUAACACCGCAACUAUCCUCCCACACGGCCAACCUCCACCGGAUUGACACCUGGGACCGCCAGAAAUCACGCAUCGCACGCGCCGCGUCCGAACUCCAAUUCUCGCCGGAUGGCCGACGCGCCCAAGAGCUCGGGGAGGAGGUGGAUCGUGUAGAUCAAGAGAUUGAGGAGCUGCAGACGCGGUUGAAUCAGCUGAAGUCCCAACGGGACAGACUGGAUGAUGAGCAUCAAAAAUUGUUGAAUCGCUUGGAGGCACAGCAGGCGAAGUUCCGGCGAGAAGAGCAGAACGUCGAGGCGGAAGUCCGGGACUUUGUGGGUAGAGCUCCGGAGAACCUCGGAGAUGGUGCCAAGGCGAUCUGGAAUAUCAAGCCGGAACGACGGACGUUGGAGAUGGCGAAGGACUAUUGGGAAUGGCGGUUGGAAGGCUCAGAGAGACGGGUUAAGGCUGCUGAACGCGAAGAAGAUGCAUUAAAGGACGGUGCCCAGAUAUGGCGACAGGUCGUUGAGAGAGUCAACGAGUUCGAGAGGUCACUCCGAGAGUCUCUCCAAGCGAUCGCUGCGUCCACAAAACCUGGUGCCAAUAUGGAAAGCGUGUCGAAAACGUCCCGAUCGAUCCAAAACGCUAUGGACGAGGUGGCAUCCUACCUGGAAGAACAGCACGAAGUAUCCAUCCAGAAGGGCUGGAACCUGCUCAUUACCUGUAUUGGAGCCGAAUUGGAGGCGUUCAGGCAGGCGCAGGAUGUCUUGGGUCAAACGCUUCAGACAUUGCAGCAGACAGAGUUAUCUGAGCUGCCGUCAUCGCCGUUUGGAAAGGGUUUAAGGAGGCGUAGCAAGCGUAUGUCACAACCGGUGAGCGAUGCAUCGACUGCGACAGUCAUCUCGCCUUCCAAGCAAGUUGUCAUAUCGCCAUUGGAUGAUGAUUCUGAGGAUGCGGAUCCAGAUCCGGAUUUGCUAAUCUCACAUCUGGACACGGAUCCGGAAUCAUAA
Molecule: messenger RNA, 1632 nt
Organism: Eremomyces bilateralis CBS 781.70
Lineage: Eukaryota; Fungi; Ascomycota; Dothideomycetes; Eremomycetales; Eremomycetaceae
Exons: 3
Coding region: 139-1632 (497 amino acids)
Source: RefSeq, a predicted model, not a curated record